Vitis vinifera (wine grape) is the source of this 1020-nucleotide messenger RNA. Its product is annotated as senescence-specific cysteine protease SAG39. Gene Ontology annotation, molecular function: cysteine-type endopeptidase activity. The transcript is spliced from 2 exons. Bases 1 to 1020 code for a protein of 339 amino acids. The record is from RefSeq and is a predicted model, not a curated record. NCBI's taxonomy places the organism in Eukaryota, Viridiplantae, Streptophyta, Magnoliopsida, Vitales, Vitaceae. Gene Ontology annotation, cellular component: lysosome.
AUGGCUUCCACAAACCAAUACCAAUAUGUCUCCAUGGCUUUGCUCUUCAUUUUGGCCGCUUGGGCAUCUCAAGCCACAUCCCGCAGCCUUCAUGAGGCAUCAAUGUACGAGAGGCAUGAGGAUUGGAUGGCUCGCUAUGGGCGUAUGUACAAGGAUGCUAAUGAGAAGGAGAAGCGUUUCAAGAUAUUCAAGGACAACGUGGCUCGUAUAGAAUCUUUCAACAAGGCCAUGGACAAAACCUACAAGCUAAGCAUCAAUGAAUUUGCAGAUCUUACGAAUGAAGAAUUCAGAAGCUUACGAAAUAGAUUCAAAGCACAUAUUUGCUCGGAGGCAACUACUUUCAAAUAUGAAAAUGUUACUGCAGUCCCAUCUACCAUUGACUGGAGGAAGAAAGGAGCUGUAACUCCCAUCAAAGACCAACAACAAUGCGGGUGUUGCUGGGCAUUUUCAGCGGUGGCAGCAACGGAAGGGAUUACCCAGAUAACAACUGGUAAGUUGAUCUCUCUUUCUGAACAAGAGCUGGUUGACUGUGACACUGGUGGAGAGAAUCAAGGCUGCAGUGGUGGUCUAAUGGAUGAUGCCUUCAGAUUCAUCAAAAUUCAUGGUCUCGCCUCUGAAGCUACCUACCCUUACGAGGGAGAUGAUGGCACCUGCAACAGCAAGAAGGAAGCCCACCCUGCAGCCAAGAUAAAGGGGUAUGAAGACGUGCCUGCCAACAAUGAGAAGGCUUUACAAAAGGCUGUUGCCCAUCAACCUGUUGCAGUUGCCAUUGAUGCUGGGGGAUUUGAGUUCCAAUUCUAUACAAGUGGUGUGUUUACAGGACAGUGUGGCACAGAACUAGAUCAUGGUGUUGCUGCUGUUGGUUAUGGAAUCGGCGAUGAUGGGAUGAUGUAUUGGCUGGUGAAGAACUCAUGGGGCACAGGAUGGGGCGAAGAAGGUUACAUACGGAUGCAAAGAGAUGUCACAGCAAAGGAAGGUCUCUGUGGAAUUGCAAUGCAAGCAUCUUACCCCACUGCAUAA